AUGCGCUCGCGUCGUGUCGCGCUCGCGACUGGUGGAAUCAAUGCUACGCUAGUUCCAGAGAUCGAGUCUUGGCUCGACACCCUUGAUGACAGCGGCAAAUGGCCGGACUCCGAGGUCGACUACACCACUGGCUGCGACGGACGCCGUGCGAAUUGGCCGGCGGAGGAACACUGGGUCCGCAUUCAAACACUCGCGGCCGCGUGGCGCGGCGGAGUACCUGGGGCGGAUGUCUAUGUGAACAGCACCACUAUACUCGCCGUGGCGUCACGCGCGAUGGACUUCUGGUUUACAGACGAUAUGCCCAACCUCGACUGCCUGUACGCUGGAGGCAGCGGCAACUGCCCAUGUGGCACUCCUGGUUUCUGGAACACCAACUGGUUCCCCAAUGUGAUCGGCGUGCCGGUGCUCAUCGGGGACACAUGCCUCAUCCUGGGCAACGACACCCUCUCUGACACACAAUACGGCAACUGCUCGAACAUCCUCCGGCGCACAUUUGGCACGUUCGCUUCCGGUCAGGGCUUCCUGGCGGGCGCGAACAUCCUCGACAUCGCCAAGUGCGGGAUCACUGCGGGGCUGCUCACGGAGAACUCAAGCUGGCUCGAAGACGCGUAUGGACACGUCCACGACGAGGUCGUCGUCCACGACGCGAGGGGCUCGGACGGAAUCCGUCCCGACGGCAGCUUCGGCCAGCACACUGGCAUCAUCUACAACGGCAACUACGGCAAGGACUACUCGAACGACGUCAUCGCGCUCGAGAUUAUCGCCGCAGGGACCGAGUUCGCGGCCAGUGGUGGCAGCAGGAGCGCGUUUGAGACGCUCAUGGACGGCAGCCUGUGGAUGAUCUACAAAAACGUCAGGACUGGUACGCUCCACUGGGACUUCAGUGUCACUGGUCGUAUGAUCACUUUCGCCGUUGCUGAUGAGCAGGCGACGUCGAGCAUUUUGAUCAACACGACACUUCUUGGAGAGCUCGGGCAGCUCUGGGAUUCGGACAUCAUCAGCUCUGCUGCCAUCCAGCUCACUUCGGAUACUGACGACGCAAACGUCGGAUUUGUGAAGGGUAACCGCAUGUUCUACAACAACGAUUACAUGGUCCACCGCGGUGAUGCUUACGUUUCGACGCUGCGCAUGUUCUCCUCCCGGACCGCCAACACGGAGUGUACCAACAACCAAAAUGUAGGCUCUUCCGUGAUCCCUUCACAGGACCUGCUGACACACGAACAGCCCUUCGGCUUCCACCUGGCCGACGGCGUGGUUUACACCUACCUUGAGGGAGACGAGUACGAGGACAUCGCCAGCAUGUGGGAUUGGAACUUGAUUCCUGGGAUCACCACCGAUUACAACAACACUCCCCUCGACUGUGAGAAAACCAGGGCGUCCGGCAAAGAAGCGUUCGUUGGUGGCGCAUCGGACGGUACGAUCGGCGCCGCCGCGAUGCGCUACACGAACCCGCUCACCGGCGCACUCUCGUUCCAAAAAGCCUGGUUUUUCCUCGACGACGACGUCCAGCACGUCAUGGUCUCCAGCCUCACCUCCACGUCCUCCGCGCCCGUCAUCUCUGUCCUGGACCAGAAGCGCCACUCUGGCCCCGUCCUCCUCAACGGCCUCCCGCUUCCCUCUGGCGGCAACUUCAGCGACUCCCUCACGCUCUGGCACGACGGCGUCGGGUACGCCUUCCCGAGCGGGACCGACGUCUCCGUCUACUGGGGCACGCGCACCGGCGACUGGGGCGCCAUCGGCGCCUCCGCGUCGGGCGUGCAGUCCGCGGACCUCUUCUCCGCGUGGAUCGUGCACGGCGCCGCGACCACGCCCAGCACCGCCCACUACUCGGCCUUCCCCGCGACGGCGGAGUCGGGCGGGUUCCUCGCCAAGGCGGCGAAGACGGCGGCCACGCUCGUGACGGUGCGCAACGACGGGAGCGUGAGCGCGGUGUACGAUUCCGCGCACCGCGUCGCCGCGGCGGUCUUUUGGGACGCGCGGGCGGGCGGGAACGCGACGUUCGCGCCACCCGGGCCCCUGGCGGCGUGCGGGGCGGUGACCGUGUCCGCGUCGACGAGCGCUAUCGUGAUCUACAGGCUCGAUGAGGGCGAGAUCACGGUUGCAGACCCCACGCAGGCCCUCUCGAACGUGGAUGUAACGCUCGAAGUGGACGGGGUGGGCACGGCGCCGGUUGGGUUUGACGGCAGGACAAGGGUGACGGUGAGCGUCCCGCUGCCGUCGGGGGGCGCGGCGGGGAAGAGCGUCACGGUGUCUUUGAGCUCGAGCUGA
Molecule: messenger RNA, 2268 nt
Organism: Epithele typhae
Lineage: Eukaryota; Fungi; Basidiomycota; Agaricomycetes; Polyporales; Epitheliaceae
Product: polysaccharide lyase family 8 protein
Exons: 7
Coding region: 1-2268 (755 amino acids)
Biological process (GO): carbohydrate metabolic process
Cellular component (GO): extracellular region
Molecular function (GO): lyase activity; carbohydrate binding
Source: RefSeq, a predicted model, not a curated record